AUGCUCGUCCCUUUCGUCACGUUCCCACGCCCCUCAUCGCCGUACGGGGGCAAGUCAUAUUUUUCACCCGGCCCAGGUAGUUUCCGGCCCAUGGAAACCCCCGGGGUGCGCCAAGUCCCGGGAAGCAGGAAAACGGCCCCACAGAACCCAACCCCUCCCCCCCCGACGCCCUUUUGGGGACGCUCCACUUCCUCACAAGUGCCCCCUUGCACCAGCUGCCCCUUUUCGGGCCUUACAGAAUUAGCUCCCAACACGGUCGACACAGCCUUACUCGCGUCAGGAGUCAAGGCCCGAAAACGUGUCUCCGAUCGGCCACAUACCCCGGCCCGCCGCUGCACCGUGUUGCCUACGCCAAUACGACCCAAAGCCCCUUGGGCCCUGCACAAAUCCCCCAGGCCAAAACAAGUCUCUGGCCUUAGGACAUGCACCGGGGGUGAUUUUACCCCCCAAACAAGCCUUGAAAGGCUGGGCUCACCUUCCCAAAGUACUUCUCACUUACCCUUCCCGGGCCCCGGGGGUCAUGGCGGGGUGGCGCGGGCCCCAGGCCAGGGUUUGCCAGGAGAUUCGAACCCCAAGGCCCUCGCCAGCGCCACCGCAGGCCCCAGCUGGGCAGUGUCUCCCCAAGUCACGAGCCCGUUUCUUAAAGGGGCCGAUAUCCCUCGGGCCUGGGGUGGUGCUCGAAACGGGGGUUUAAAACCUCGCCAUUUUGUGAAGGGGGCAGUUGGGAUGGGGCAGAUCCCCGCCUUCCACCGCGGGGCCCCUUAG
This is a messenger RNA of Penaeus monodon (black tiger shrimp), 765 nucleotides long. RefSeq names its product translation initiation factor IF-2-like. NCBI's taxonomy places the organism in Eukaryota, Metazoa, Arthropoda, Malacostraca, Decapoda, Penaeidae. The record is from RefSeq and is a predicted model, not a curated record. The coding region runs from base 1 to 765 and encodes 254 amino acids. The transcript has 4 exons.